AAGCUUCCUCCCGCAGCGGAGCAUGAAAGGUAAACAUCAGACCCUGUGAUGAGAAGUGUCCUUGGAGCCUUGAGGCUCCCAGGGGCCUGAGCCUGCAACUAUGAGCAGCCCACGCACAGCUGUCAGGGGGUGGAAUCUGCCCGCCUCUGAGGUGGGCACGGCCCAGGGGGCUGACUCUGGCCACCCCCCCUGGGUGGGAUCCUUAAGGUGUUUACUGUAAGUUAACCUAUCUCUGCCUUACACUUAACCUGGAGCCAAUCUGUACCCUCCACUUGUACCAAUCUUGAACUAAGUCAGUUGUCUACACCCCCUUUGGGGGCUAUAAAGGUCGCUGUAUCGCCCUAAUAAAUUGCACUGCUGCGCAGAAGCCACAGAGUCGACUCUCAGUGCCCCGAUCUCUCGCCGCACCGGUCUCCGACCUCCAACAGAUGGCGCCCGAACACACCGAUUGAACCUCCGGACAACUCCAGGGAAAGGUGUCUGCCGAUACGGACGGCCUAUAUAGAUAGGCGUUUAUUAAAAAAGAAAAAAAAAAAAAAGAAGAGUCGCCGCCCAUAAAUAUGGGGGCAAAAAUUUUAAUAACGGCAACUGGUGUGACGACAGGUGUGACCAUAUAGAUGGGCACUUCUGGGGGCAGUGAUCGUGCAUAGUCAGAUCCCCCCAGGGCAGUUGCCGCCGGAAGGCAAACGCACCGCCCACACACCCCCCCCCCCCUUCCUUCCUUCCUUUUUCUUUUUUUUCUCUUCUUCCGCGCGCUUACGGAACCUUGCCGUUACCAUGGAACCUCCCAGCCGCCCCUCCCUUCUUCCGCGGUUUUUUCAAAGUAUUGGUGACUCCCUUUGGGGAGCUGGCGAACCGACCACACAAGCACUUUUGGAUAAACAAGUAGCAAUUUCUCUCCUCUUGAACUUUUUGGAAAAGCGAGGAGUUUCCAUGUCAAAGAAAAAAUUGACUUCCUUAGUAGCAUAUGGACUAGUAAGAGGACACUUUCAAACUUCAGACUCUCUUUUUGAUGAAUCUGAAUGGCGCCGCUGUGGCGAUACUAUUUUUGACCAGGCUAUUGACGGUGACAAAACAGCCAAAAGCGUACAGAAGCAAUGGCGUGAUGUCAUCAAUUGCUUGAAGAAAUACAGACUGGAACAGACCCUUGCAGCUACAGCAGCAGCACGGCUUGCUGACGGCUUGGACACUCGGGGGGAGAGACCACUAGAGGCAAUGGUUACCCCAGCUAGCUCUCUCUUUUCCGACCUGAAAAUUUCUCCAGGCACGGUGGUGCCUUUGAUGACUCUCCCCAGUGCAUCUACUGUUCCGAUGCUGUCCGCAGUGCCGAAGCAACCGGUGCUACCAACUCCAAACGCUCCGACGCAGCCAGCAGCGCCCCAGCAACCAGCGCCGUCAACUUCAAACACUCCGACGCAGCCAGCAGCGCCCCAGCAACCAGCGCUGCCAACUCCAAACGCCCCGACGCAGCCAGCAGCGCCCCAGCAGCCGGUGCUGCCAACUUCAAACGCUCCGACGCAGCCAGCAGCGCCCCAGCAACCAGCGCCGCCUCAGCAAGAUGUCCCAAUGCAACCAGUGCCGCCUCAGCAGGACGUCCCGAUGCAGCCGGUGCCGCCGGCUCAGGACCCUUCGUUAUACCCUGCGCUGCCUCAAGACGUUCCCGACGUUCCUGCCGUUCCAGUGCAACCACCAGCACCCCCGAUGCCAGCGGUACCAAUUCCCCAAAACAUUCCCACCAUCCCUGCCGCUCCGGUGCAGCCGUCUGCCCCCCUGCUCCCAGCGCCACCGCCCUACAGUGGUCCGUUUUCCCCACUCCCGGCUUCCGCUGCCAUCUCGCCACGUCCGGCGCAAACUCCUUUUGCUACAUUCCGACCCGCCCCCCCGGCUGCAGCGGGCCCGAAUAAGCACACGCAGCUCGUAAUGGCAGCACUGCGAUCCGCAGAUGCAAGGAAUCGUGGCCGCCGAAACAACAACCCACGGAACCCCUGCUUCCGCUGCGGUCUAACUGGGCACGCGCGCGAUGAUUGCCCACAGGCUGCAGUCUGGUGUGACCACUGCCAACUUGAUUCUCAUGCAACUGCGGCCUGCAAGCGCUCGGGAAACUACCAGCGCAGCGCGGCAGGCAGCCGCGCGAGGACACAAGUUGCUGCCCCAGUGAUGCUAUCUGCCCAGCAACCUCCGGCAGCCUCGGGCUGGAUCUUACAACAGCAGUAA
Molecule: messenger RNA, 2214 nt
Organism: Pogoniulus pusillus (Red-fronted tinkerbird)
Lineage: Eukaryota; Metazoa; Chordata; Aves; Piciformes; Lybiidae
Exons: 3
Coding region: 778-2214 (478 amino acids)
Molecular function (GO): zinc ion binding; nucleic acid binding
Source: RefSeq, a predicted model, not a curated record